Boleophthalmus pectinirostris (great blue-spotted mudskipper) is the source of this 5742-nucleotide messenger RNA. RefSeq names its product phosphorylase kinase, alpha 2 (liver) (gene phka2). The record is from RefSeq and is a predicted model, not a curated record. NCBI's taxonomy places the organism in Eukaryota, Metazoa, Chordata, Actinopteri, Gobiiformes, Gobiidae. Gene Ontology annotation, molecular function: calmodulin binding. Bases 199 to 3267 code for a protein of 1022 amino acids. Gene Ontology annotation, cellular component: phosphorylase kinase complex. The transcript is spliced from 30 exons. Gene Ontology annotation, biological process: glycogen metabolic process.
CUGACGGCUAAACAACAGCAUGAACUGCAUCUACAGGAAAAGGAAAACAGCCCAUUUAUGCAAUUACAAUGAGUCAACAGGGCAUGCAAUGAAACAGGAAGGCACCCACUAGAAGAACUAUAAGUGAACUAGCCAUGGUAACGAAAGCCUUUACUUUGGCGGCCUCUACUGGAUCAACAUAGAACUACAGUGAUCAUAAUGAGGAGUCGCAGUAACUCGGGAGUACGACUUGAUGGUUAUGCCAGGCUGGUACAUGAGACGAUCCUAUGCCAUCAGAACCCAGUGACUGGCCUGCUUCCUGCCAGUUCUCAGCAGAAGGAUGCCUGGGUGCGGGAUAAUGUGUACAGCGUCAUGUCCGUGUGGGCGCUGGGAAUGGCCUAUCGUAAAAACGCUGACCGCGACGAGGACAAGGCCAAAGCGUAUGAGCUGGAGCAGAGUGUGGUGAAGCUGAUGCAAGGUCUCCUUCAGUGCAUGAUGCGGCAGGUGGCCAAAGUGGAGAAGUUCAAACAGACACAGAGCACAAAGGACUGUCUUCAUGCGAAAUACGACACUCCCACCUGCGCCACGGUGGUGGGCGAUGACCAGUGGGGGCACCUCCAGGUCGAUGCCACUUCCAUCUACCUGCUGACUCUGGCUCAGAUGACUGCCUCAGGUCUUCGGAUCAUUUCGAACCUGGAUGAAGUAGCUUUUAUUCAAAAUCUUGUCUUCUACAUUGAGGCUGCAUAUAAAGUAGCAGAUUUUGGGAUGUGGGAACGUGGGGACAAAACUAAUCAAGGCAUCGCUGAGCUGAAUGCCAGUUCUGUGGGAAUGGCCAAGGCUGCUCUUGAGGCCAUAGAUGAGCUGGAUCUCUUCGGUGCACACGGAGGACCCAAGUCUGUGAUCCAUGUUUUACCUGAUGAAGUCGAACACUGCCAGUCCAUCUUGUGCUCCAUGCUGCCGAGAGCCUCACCUUCAAAGGAGAUUGACGCUGGGCUUCUGUCGGUCAUUUCUUUUCCUGCUUUUGCUGUUGAAAACGCAGAGCUGGUAUCGAUUACAAAGUCAGAGAUCAUAAACAAAUUACAGGGACGUUAUGGCUGCUGUAGAUUUAUCAGAGAUGGGUAUCGCUGUCCCAAAGAGGAUCCCACACGGCUGCACUAUGACCCUGCUGAGCUCAAACUGUUUGAGAACAUCGAAUGUGAGUGGCCUCUUUUCUGGACCUACCUGAUCCUGGACGGGGUUUUUUCUGGAGAUCUUGGACAGGUGGAGGAGUACAGAGAAGCGUUAGAGGGCAUUUUGAUCAGACAGAAGAACGGCAUCAAACUGCUGCCUGAGCUGUACUCGGUGCCACAUGACAAGGUGGAGGAGGAAUACAGAAACCCUCACACAGUGGACCGUGUGUGUUUGGGGCAGCUGCCUCACAUGUGGGGCCAGUCCCUCUACAUCGUGGGCUCUCUGCUGGCCGAGGGUUUCUUGGCUCCAGGAGAGAUUGAUCCCCUCAACAGGAGAUUCUCUACAAACGUGAAACCAGAUGUUGUUGUACAAGUUUGUGUUUUGGCUGAGUCGGAGGAGAUCCAGGAGCUACUCAAUGACCUCGGGUUUAAUGUUCAGAAGAUGUCAGAUGUUCAGCCGAUUCGAGUUCUACCCGCACGAAUCCUCAGCCACAUCUACGUCCGCCUCGGGUACAGUAAAAAGCUGAAUUUAAGUGGGAGGCCUUACAGACACAUUGGAGUUUUGGGAACAUCCAAGUUUUACGAAAUCAGAGACCGGUCUUAUACAUUCACUCCACAGUUUUUGGAUCAGCACCAUUUCUACCUGGCUCUGGAUAACCAAAUGAUCGUCGAAAUGUUACGGACAGAAGUGGCAUAUUUGUCGUCGUGUUGGAGGAUGACCGGACGCCCCACUCUCACCUUCCCCAUCACACGCAGCAUGUUAGUUGACGAUGGAGAUGCCAUAGAUCCGUGUAUCAUCACAACUCUUCGUAAACUGCAGGACGGAUACUUCGCUGGAGCAAGAGUUCAGAUGUCAGACCUGUCCAGUUUUCAGACCACGUCAUUUCACACUCGCCUCAGUUUCCUCGAUGAAGACAACGAUGAUUUUGAGGAAGAAGCCGAUAAUGACGAGGAGUUAGGAGACACUUAUGACACCUAUAGCUCUUCAGAAAACACAGACGACAUCUUUAACCAGUACUUGACCCAGCUUCUCCACAGCACUUCUACAAAGAGCCACCUCCCUCCCAUCCAGAGGGGGCAGCACCAUGUCUUCAGUGCAGAACACACCACUAGGGACAUCCUGUCUCUGAUGGCCAAAGUCCAAGGCCUCAGCAUCCCUCAGGCCUCCAUGUACCUCCCUGUCACUCCUGCCAUGACCAACAGAAAACACAGAAAAACCCUGAACCUGCUGGAGGUGCCCCAUGUGCACCACGGACACCACAACAAACAGCAGAAGCCCCACAGUAUAGCCGACCUGCACCUGCCCCGGGACGCUCAGGGGAACACAGACUUCUCGGCUUUAGUCAAACAGUUGAAGGAAUGUCCGACUCUACAGGACCAGGCCGACAUCCUCUACAUUCUCUACAUGAUGAAAGGUCCAGACUGGAUGGUGGAGCUCUCUGGUCCUGGUCAGGGGGCUGUGAGCGUGCGGGUGCUGCUGGAGGAGCUUUAUGUUCAGGCUGGCGCCUCCAAAGAGUGGGGCCUCAUCAGAUACAUCUCUGGGAUGCUCCGGAAGAGAGUAGAAGUUUUGGCUGAGGCCUGCACAGACCUUAUCUCUCACCACAAACAGCUCACAGUUGGACUUCCCCCUGAGCCAAGAGAGAGAAUAAUCACUGUGCCCCUUCCUCCAGAGGAACUCAACAAUCUUAUUUAUGAAGCCAGUGGACAGGACAUUAGCAUUGCUGUGCUCACACAGGAGAUCAUGGUGUACUUGGCCAUGUACGUACGUGCUCAGCCCUCUCUGUUCGGGGACAUGUUGAGGCUCAGAAUUGGCCUCAUUAUGCAGGUGAUGGCCACAGAGCUCGCACGCAGCCUCCACUGCUCUGGUGAGGAGGCGUCUGAGAGCCUGAUGAGCCUCAGUCCUUUUGGGAUGAAGAGUUUGCUCCAUCACAUCCUCAGUGGGAAAGAGUUUGGGGUGGAACGCAGCGUGCGUCCAAUCCAAUCCACUGCCACCAGCCCGGCCAUCUCCAUCCGGGAAAUCGGCCACACUGGAGCCACCAAAACCGAGCGCUCCGGGAUCCACAAACUCAAGAGUGAAAUUAAACAGCUCGAUGGCUCUCGUCCGAUCAGUGUGCGUUAGGUUUGAUGACGUUUAGCAUGUGGUGAUUUUUACAGUUCAAAAUCCACCGAGCUGGAUUCAUAAAGUGUACAUAAUAUUCAUGAAUUUACUUUUAUGCAUUGUGACUUUUCAGUUUUUCAGGUGUUGAUCCAUUAUGGGAAACUACAUUUUAUUUUUCAAAAGUGGAAGUUAUAACAUUUAAAACUUAUGAGGAAUGCCAUUAGGUCACUUUUAUGCACUUAUAGGCCUAUACGCAUCUUUUCUGAAUAAAUUUGAGCACUGAUCCAUAAUUAAUACGGAGAUUUAACCUUGAUGUAACCUGAUAUGUGCCCCACUAUAAUGUAAAUUAAGAGGAAGAAUUUCUAAUUUUGAGCCCCUUUAAAGUUACUAUUAAACUAUUAAUUAAUUAUAAAUAAAAAUAUAGACAGUUCUGACUUGUAUUCAUGUUUUUGGAAAUAAUAAUAAUAAUCUAAAAAGUAGUAUAUCAUUUGUACUUCCUGUUUACAGUUAUUUGUGAAGGAGUACAGGUGACCUCAUGGCAACAUUGCUUGUGAUACAUCUAAAAUGUCAUUUGAACAGUAUUUGCCUUGUUUUCAGAUGGUGUACUUAAAUUUUUUAAACAUUUCUAACAGCAUUUUCAAAUUUCCUUUUUGAAACCGCCUUUUUUCAUCAAACCUUUUAAGUUAAGGUUUCAGUUGAAUCAUUUUGAGUAAAGUCUGUUUUCUCCAUCUGUGCAUAUAUGUUGUAUGUUGUUGUAUAUAUGUGUAUAGAUCAUCAGCGGGGGUCAUUCGUUGAGUAGCACUGUCACGUCUCCUCGGUCAACGGUAAAACAUCUCAUCUGCGUCUGAACCCGCUCCACUUGUCACUUUUCACUCAUGUUUAAUUCACACUGAACAAAAACACACUAAACUAUUAAAAAGGCUUGUAUGGGACUUGAUAAUAGUGUGUAGUUUUAGGUCAAUUUCUGAUCAAUAUAAACAUCCCAAGUCAAUUUAAACAUCUCAUAUUCAUAAUAGAAAAUCUCUCUCUAUAUAUACUACCAGUCAAAAGUUUUAGAACACCCUCAUUUUUUGAGUUAUUUAUUUCAAUUCAAGUCGUGCAAGUCCAGUGAAUAGCUUGACAUGGUACAAAGGUAAGAACUGAACAGCCAGAGAUUAAAACAGUGAUAAAAGAUAUAAAACACAAGUUCAAGCUCUUCCAAAACUACCUGAGGAAUGGAGUGUCCAGCACAGUCUUAAACCCCAUCGAGCUGGUUUUGGAUGAACUGAACUGAAGAGUGAAACCCAAGCAACCUUCUGCUUGGGAAGAACUUUAUGUAGAAUACUUGAUUUCCAUUGUAAAAAGGACGAGCCACGAGUGUGUUCAGCUGUUAUAUCUGCCAAAGAUGGACAUUUUCGUGAAUCAAAAAUUUUGAAUACGUUUUGGUCAACAGUUAACAGUAAAAAAACUAGUAAAAGUGUUCUAAAACUUUUGACCGGUAGUGUAUAUACAAAACAACUGUAUUACUCAGUAGCUGCCUUGAUUAACCAGUCUUAAUGAAUUUAAAAAUAAACUGAGCCUUUUCCUUUAGUGUGUGUUUGAACCUGAAGUCAUGCAUGACAUCACUGGGAACCAAUAAUUGCAUGACUUCUGUGGGAAAUGUCCUCAACCUUAUCUAUAUUUACCGCCCCCUUAUCGUAUAGUGAUGGUCACUGCACUAAGACACCUGUCAAGUCACAUGAACUUAUAUAGUAACUUGCAUGAUAUUAUAGCUCACCAAUCAACCACUUAUAAGAUUAGGUAUGUAUGUUGUUAUAUAAUUCUCUAAAUCACUAAGUAUUAACUUGCAAUUUUAACACGAUUUUUAUUAUUUAAUGCACUUAAGUAUAAAACUAAUAAAUAUUCUUGGUUAUAUUGUCUGCACCAAGCUCUGUUGUAAAGUCUAAGAUCUUAUUUAAUAAUUACUAGUAAUAAAACUAUAAUUCAGACUAAGUUAAAGAUGCCCUGUGCAACUUUUCCUGCUGUUGCCACUGAGAUGUUAUUGGCUUGUCUGGAAUGAGCCUCAGUAUACCUUUCUAUCUUGCAUCUGUUCAAUUACAGGAGAUUUUAUAGCUCAAAAAAGGUUUAAUGCCGUAUUUGAGAACAUUUCAGGUCAAGCAAUAACAUUUAAGUAGGUGCCAUAUCCUUUAGAAAAGUUACACAAUGCACCUUUAAAUAAGUUGUAUGUCUAUGAAUUUGUUUCUGAAGGAGACUUUGCAUUUUCCAGAUGCAUAUUAUUUGUCACUGGAUUGUUAACCCCGCCUAGCAAUAGUCUAACAAGAAAGAAAAUCAUUAUUCACUUGACACAUCCCCAACUAUUUAAUAUAAUAAUAUCUGCACAUAAUCAAAAUUGUUUAGUGGUGUAAUGUGUAACUGGUAUUAACGUCCCUUCACUCCUCCCUAAAUGUACAUAAGGUUGAGUUUAAUUUACAUAUUUUUUCCUGAACUUGUUUAAUACCCCUCUCUCUGUCUCUCUCU